Messenger RNA from Paramecium sonneborni, 693 nucleotides. The record is from the annotation of a GenBank genome assembly. Lineage: Eukaryota; Ciliophora; Oligohymenophorea; Peniculida; Parameciidae.
GUAAAUGAGUUUGAAACAAGAAGAAUCAACCUAAAGUAACACUAUCUUUAUAUGUUUAGUUCGCAAAUCAUCCAGAUAAAAGAAAAUGACUGAGAACUUCAAAGAAAUGCUUUAAGAGAUUAAAGAACAAAAACCCUCAAUCAAGAAAUCAGAUUAAAAAUAGGAUAAGUACUUAUAAAAGAAAGUCUAAGAAUAAAAGAAAGGUACCUUAAUUAAUUAUUAUUUAGUAUAUGAAUAUGGAUGCACCACUGAUUGGUUGAAUUGCAUCUAUCCACAUGAUAAUGGAUAAACAUUUGACUUACAGAUUUAAUUCUGUGUCUUAAAGCCAAAAAAAACAACCUUCAAAAAACCUAAAAAAGAAUAAUCUGAAGAAGGAGUAACUAUUCUCUUUAAUCCUAGAUAAUGUCUUUAAUUCAAAACUUAUUAAUCAAUCUCAAUCAAAAUCAAGAACAAGUUAGAACAUAGACUGAAUAAUAAAUAUCAAAUGUUCAAACUACUAAUGAUGGCAUUGUUGUAUUCCAUCCCUACUUUAAGAAAAGUAAACUAUCAUUUUAUUCUAAUAGUUGAAUAUCAAAGUAAGAAACCUCAAUAGAUUGACUCAAUUGAACCAACCAAUUAGUUAGAUAUUCUUAAAUAAAAAUUUGAUGCUAUCAAAAAGACCUUUAGACCCUUAAUACUCAUUUGAUUUCCAAU